Thermothelomyces thermophilus ATCC 42464 is the source of this 2335-nucleotide messenger RNA. RefSeq lists its product as uncharacterized. Gene Ontology annotation, molecular function: DNA-binding transcription factor activity, RNA polymerase II-specific; transcription cis-regulatory region binding; zinc ion binding. Gene Ontology annotation, cellular component: nucleus. Bases 343 to 2262 code for a protein of 639 amino acids. Gene Ontology annotation, biological process: positive regulation of transcription by RNA polymerase II. The transcript is spliced from 4 exons. Lineage: Eukaryota; Fungi; Ascomycota; Sordariomycetes; Sordariales; Chaetomiaceae. The record is from RefSeq and is a predicted model, not a curated record.
AGUCUCGUUGUUAUUCGCUUCUCGUGGGUCUCUGCUCGAGUUUCUUUACCUCGUACUUCGAGAGGGGAGCUGCUGGCCUCGAAAAUCUGAAUUGGGGGGAGAUUAAACAGCCCUUGAAUCGCUGGCCAGCCCUACCUGUGUCGACUGGCCUGCAUCGCCCGCCAGGCACAUAUCUAUCUAGACGCCCUCGUGCGACGAUCAGACUCGCCAGACCUUCCACACUCCAUCCGCCUGACGAUCUAUGUUGGAGAUAUCUUUGACAUUACCAGACGGACCGGACACAGGAAGGCGGGCGUGGAGAUACCCGCGAUGGGCGACUAUUAUCAUCGCUUUUUAUCCUCCAUGGUUGGCUUGGGGGGCCAGCCAAACCACAACCAGCUCAACAGCUCCGGGCAACUACCUCAACCACAGCUUCUCUCGAUGGCACCGGCACCAGCACCUCACCCUUAUCAGAGCCUGGGAUACUUCACCGGCUUUCCGGAACCUGUCAUGUUCAGUGCGCCGAAGAUGCAGAGGAGCAGGAGGAAGUCAGCCCCUGGUUCAGACCACAUUAAACAUCGCCGCACAAGAUCUGGCUGCUACACUUGCCGCAGCCGGCGCGUGAAGUGCGACGAAGCCCGCCCGAUCUGCGAACGAUGUAGGAAGGGAAAGCGGGAAUGUAACUACCCGGAACCCCCGCCGCCGAAGGGCUCCGGGGCUUCUGGGACCAAGAACACGGCCGGAGCAAGUCAACAGCCGAGCCCGAGUUCUUCCCGCGACGGCGAAGACGAUGACGAGCCCGAACAGGACACCAGGCUAGAUCCUAUCAUGGACGAGGACGAGGAAGAGCCCGAGAGCGCGACCUCACAAACGUCGGCCCCGAACUUCCCCCUCCGGAAGAGAUCAAGCACCACAUCCUCCUUCGGCCGCCCACGUGUCUUUUCCGGGAAUCGUCAGGGGUCGGAGACGCCUUCGUACGAGGGGAACAAGAGCGAGUCGCCGGCCUUGUCAUCUGGUGUCAUCGGUGCCCAGACGCCCGCCAAAUCGCCAUUCCCCGAUGUGCCCACGGUGACAACGCCGUCCCGUCCCGACUGGGCGUUCCUCCCUCGCGAGCUACAGUUCUACCUCGGUUACUUCUACGAGAACAUUACGCACUACCACUACUGCGCCGUGAACGACGCCGACGACUUCUUCCGGUCAAUCUUGACGAGCUUGGCUCUGCGCGACGAAGCGCUGCUCUACGCCUUGGUUGGCUUUUCGGCGUAUCAUCACUCGAUGAGAAAUCCAAGCGGCAAGAUCAACGAGUUUCUGCAGUAUUAUAGCCGGAGCGUUACCCUGCUCCUGGAAUGCAUGAAGAAGGAGAUGCACACGGUUGGAACGCUCUUGACGAUACUGCAGCUUGCCACGAUCGAGGAGUACUUGGGCGAUUGGGUCAACCUGAUGGGCCACCAGAAAGCAGCAUACGAGGUAUUCUCGAAGCUGUUCACGCCGCAGACGGUGAUGCAAACACCCGUCGGGCGCGCGGCUCUGAUGUGGUACGCUCGAUUCGACGUCUUCAUCAGCAUCAUGGGCGGUUUCAAAACCUCCUUGUCCCGAGAGUGGUUCGCGGCCCCGGUGGACUUCUACGAGUCGCGGGCAGCAGAAGAGACUCAGAACCUGGCCUGGAAGACGGAGGCUUGUGCGGCGCGAAUGCGGCAGCUCUCCCAGGAGAUGUCGCAUCUCUUCGCCCAAGGCGCGAAGCAGGAGGUGACGAGGGAGGAGUACGUUGCCGAGCAUCGCAGGUUGUCUGCCGUCUGGGAGGAGUGGAAGAGUUCCUGGGACCCUGCCCUGCAAGACGCUGCCUAUCUUGUGAACGACUUCCCCGGAGACCCGACCCCCGGUCCCGACGACAUUGUCAAUCCUUUUGCGCCCGCAGUCUUGUUUCGCCCGCCGCUCUUCGCCUCGACCCUGAUGGCGUGCGAAUACCACUCGAUCUCGCUCAUGCACGCGAGUCAAGAUGCCGUGAAAUUGUCGGAGCAGGAUCGGGCCAGGCUGACGGAGCAUGCGCGUGCCAUCUGUCAGAUCUUUGAAGCAGUGGAACUGUGGCCUCACAGCCCGGCAGGAAGCCUGACCGUGCUGCAAUCCCCGCUCGCCAUCGCGGCGCUCUACCUACCACGAGAUGCGAAGCACCACAUGUGGAUUAGGAGGAAGUUUGCUAUGCUCGAGUCCAUAGGGUACGUUCGCUCUUCGCUAGAAGAAACAAAUGGUUUCCCCGGAUACACAAAACACAACCGAACAAAGUAGUGGGCGAGGGCAUACCUCGUCCCAGCAAUUUAGGUUCGAGCUGCUACGUCGGGAAGAUCACGGCUAACAAUCG